Molecule: messenger RNA, 5368 nt
Organism: Polistes canadensis
Lineage: Eukaryota; Metazoa; Arthropoda; Insecta; Hymenoptera; Vespidae
Gene: MED23
Product: mediator of RNA polymerase II transcription subunit 23
Exons: 22
Coding region: 665-4735 (1356 amino acids)
Biological process (GO): positive regulation of gene expression; regulation of transcription by RNA polymerase II
Cellular component (GO): transcription regulator complex; mediator complex
Source: RefSeq, a predicted model, not a curated record
AGGAAAAAGUUUCGCUUGUACAAACAUGUUACUGGAAUAAAUUGGGAUUACAGUAUGAUCAAUAACAGCAUAGAAGGAUAUGUAUCUAACAAGGUAAAUUAUAUCCAUCAUUUUAAAUUUUCUAAAGAUGAAAAAGAUCCUGAAGAAUUAUCUAAUCUUUUAUGGCAUGAAAUUUACCUAUCUAUUGAAAAUAUAUUGAAUGGAAAUAAAAAAAAUUCUUCUGAGUAAUUUCGUGGUUAUAAAAUUGUUUUAUAUUACUAAUAUGAAGAAUAGAGAAUAUGUAUUAUAAAAAAAUAUUUUUUAUUCGAAUAAUGUAACUUUUUAAUAUUUGUAUCCAUCAAAUAUUUGAUAACAAUUGGUAUUUUUAAAAAUGGCGACUUCAACAACAGUGCCUCUAUUGGCUACAUUCAACAUUACAUUGACGACAUAUUUUCCUCAUAUUUGUUAUUCUUAAGUAGUGUAAUGCAGUUUUUGUAUAGACAAACAACAUAAAAAAUUGUGAACAUGAUUUUAUGAAUAAACAAAUUAUUUCUAAUAUUGUUUAUAAUUAUGUAUAUAAUAAUGCAGGAUAAUUUUAUAUAAUUUUUUCUGAUCUAAGUAUUGAAAGUAUUAGCAUUGGUGUUUAUCUUUUUAAAUAUAUAAAAAGAAAAUAUUUUUAGUAAAAAUGGGCAGCGAUACACAGAUUGCAAAUAUAGUGAACGAUAUUUUAAAAGUAGAAGCCAUAGAAGAAGCAUUCAGUUGCGUACUCGUACAUAAUCCUAAUAAUGAAAAAGAAAAACUAUCGACAUGGCAAUCAGAAUUAACAAAUGCGAUGACUGAUUUAACUGUGGAACAACAAGAAAAUUCAAUACGCCAAUUUCUUAUGAUAGCAGCUUCUAUGACAAAUCAUAGACGCUUACAAUUAUUGUUAUCUAUGCUUGAAAAUUUAGUUUUGUCGAACGUUUUACCAGCUAGAUUAGUAUGUGAAUACAUUCUCAGUUGUGAAAAAUUACAAUACCAAUUAGAAGAUUUUUGGGUCGAAUGUUUCCUUCUUAUUCGACAUAUUAUCGGAGGAGUUGAUUACAAAGGUGUUAGAGAAAUAAUGAAAGGAUGUAUAGAAAAAGCUCAAACGAUACCAGCAAGAUUAAAUGCAUCCAUUCAACCACAAUUAAAGGCUUUAGAAAAUGUUAUAGAAUAUAUUUUUGAUAGAAAUGCUUGCUUGCUACCAGGAUACUUUAUUGUUAACGAAAUUCAAAAGGCCUAUCCUGAUCAUAAAAAUUGGCCGCAUUGGAAAUUGGCAAAACUUUUAUCUAAUUUUGUGGAAAGUUUUCGAACGACUGCGCAAAUGGUUUCUAUCGUGGGACAUUCAAAAAUGUUACCAGUUGUGGAACACACUGGUUAUGCGGAUCAUUUAAUAAAUCCUUGGUUACUAGAUCCUACUACGUUAAAGUUUACAUUGAAAGGAAAUCUUCCAUAUGAUCAAGAUUUACUCAAACCUCAAACAGAGUUAUUGAGAUAUGUUUUAGAACAACCUUACAGUAGAGAUAUGGUAUGCUCCAUGCUCGGUCUUCAAAAACAACAUAAGCAACGUUGUAUAGUAUUGGAAGAACAAUUAGUAGAAUUAGUUAUUCUGGCUAUGGAAAGAUCUGAAAAUGAUCCUUUACCAGCAGAAGGAACGGAUGGGACUGUUGCUAAUCAUUGGGUGUGGUUACACCUUUCAUCUCAAUUAAUUUAUUUCGUAUUAUUCCAAUUUGCAUCCUUUCCAAGUCUUGUUAUGGCAAUACAUGAUAAGUUGGCUGGUAGAGAGUUGAGAAAAGGAAGAGAUCACUUAAUGUGGGUUUUAUUACAAUUCAUUUCUGGAAGUAUUCAACGAAAUCCACUUUCCAAUUUUUUACCUGUAUUGAAGUUGUACGAUCUCUUGUAUCCAGAGAAAGAACCUCUGCCUCUUCCCGAUUGUACUCAAGCACUUUGCACUCAUCAAAUGGCUAUUAUUUGUAUAUGGAUGCAUUUACUUAAAAAGGCUCAGAUUGAACAUUCUAACAUUCAUAGACCUAUACCGCAUACAUUGAAAAUUCAUCACGAGUUUCUGCAGCAUUUAGUUAUGCCAAAUACAUCUCUUUGUAUGGGUUUAGAUUAUCGCAUUGCUUUAUUGUGCAAUGCUUAUUCAACAAAUCAAGAAUAUUUCAGUAGACCAAUGGCAGCACUAGUUGAUACUAUAUUAGGGAACCAAAAGGGUCAACAACAACAGCCUUUACAAACAUUACAAAAUAAUGCUGCUUUGGCAAGUGGUCCAACUACACCACUUUCUAUGUCAAUAUUAGAUUCACUGACAGUGCAUUCUAAGAUGAGUUUGAUUCAUAGUAUUGUUACUCAUGUUAUCAAAUUAGCACAAUCAAAAAGCAACAUGGCCUUGGCACCAGCUCUUGUUGAAACUUAUAGUAGAUUAUUGGUUUAUACAGAAAUAGAAAGUCUUGGUAUAAAGGGUUUUAUAAGUCAAUUAUUACCAACAGUAUUUAAGUCUCAUGCAUGGGGAACAUUAUAUACAUUGUUGGAAAUGUUCAGUUAUAGAAUGCAUCACAUACAACCACAUUAUAGAGUUCAACUUUUGUCGCAUCUUCAUAGUCUUGCUGCUGUCCCACAAACCAAUCAAACACAACUUCAUCUUUGUGUUGAAAGUACAGCUCUUCGUUUAAUUACUGGAUUAGGUUCGGCAGAAGUACAACCACAAUUUUCUAGAUUCUUAUCAGAGCCUAAAACACUUGUAUCUGCAGAAUCAGAAGAACUUAACAGGGCGUUGGUUCUUACUCUAGCAAGAUCUAUGCACGUGACUGGUACUGGAGCAGAAAAUCUUAGCGGUACAUGGUGUAAAGAAUUAUUAAACACUAUUAUGCAAAAUACACCGCAUUCGUGGGCCAAUCAUACCUUACAAUGUUUUCCACCAGUAUUAAGCGAAUUCUUUCAACAAAAUAGCGUCGCAAAAGAAAAUAAACAACAAAUAAAAAAAGCUGUAGAAGAAGAAUAUAGAAAUUGGGCAUCCAUGAGCAAUGAAAAUGAUAUAAUAGCUCAUUUUUCAGUACCUGGUACACCUCCAUUAUUUUUAUGCCUUUUGUGGAAAAUGAUACUUGAGACUGAUCGUAUUAGUCCAAUUGCAUAUAAGAUAUUAGAAAGAAUAGGAGCCAGAGCAUUAUCAGCUCAUCUUAGAAAGUUUUGUGAUUAUUUAGUAUUUGAAUUUGCCAAUAGCGUUGGUGGACAGCAUGUUAAUAAAUGUGUGGAUACAAUCAACGAUAUGAUAUGGAAAUACAAUAUAGUAACAAUCGACAGAUUAGUUCUUUGUUUAGCAUUACGAACUCAAGAAGGAAGCGAAGCACAAGUAUGCUUUUUUAUUAUUCAAUUAUUAUUACUUAAAGCUGCUGAAUUUAGGAAUAGAGUUCAAGAAUUCGUGAAAGAAAAUUCACCUGAACAUUGGAAACAAUCAAAUUGGCAUGAAAAGCAUCUUGCAUUUCAUAGAAAAUUUCCAGAAAAAUUUGCUCCAGAAGGUAUUAUGGAACAAGCUAGUGGUGGUCCCAGUCAAUAUCAAAGUUUACCUGUAUAUUUUGGAAAUGUGUGUUUAAGAUUUUUACCUGUGUUCGAUAUAGUUGUACACAGAUAUUUGGAGAUACCGCCUGUUACAAAAAGUCUGGAAAUAUUAUUAGAACAUUUAGGUUGUUUAUAUAAAUUUCAUGAUCGACCUGUAACAUAUCUUUAUAAUACAUUACAUUAUUAUGAACGCAAAUUAAGAGAUCGACCACCUUUAAAAAGACGUUUAGUAUCUGCUGUUCUUGGAUCGUUAAGAGAAAUUAGAGCACCAGGAUGGGCACUUUCUGAAGCUUAUCAAAUGUAUAUGGCACGAUCUGCUGAUGAUGCUAUUACUUGGGUACCUGAAUUGGAUUAUUAUAUUCGACUUGUACAAAGAAUUGUAGAAACAAUGUCAGGUACAGCCCAUUUUCCAGCUACUGAUUGGAGGUUUAACGAGUUUCCUAAUCCAGCAGCACAUGCGUUGUAUGUUACAUGUGUUGAAUUAAUGGCUGUUCCUGUAGCUCCAAAUUUAGUUGCUAAUUCAUUACUCGAUGUUGUCGCUAAAGGGUAUACUGUAGUACCAUCCAAUGAAAUACACUUAUGGAUAAAUUGCGUUGGACUGCUUUUAGCUGCUUUACCAGAGUGCUAUUGGUCGACGUUACAUGACAGACUUGUAGAAAUUAUAAGUAGUCCAGGCUUAGCAAAUUGGCAGUAUAAUAAUUUAACACCAUUUCAGAUGUUUAAUUUCAAUAUUACGCAUAAUAGUUUACUUGAAAAUAAGUACAGUUAUAUGCUCGCAUUGGCACAUUCAAUUUGGCAUCACGCUGGAGCAGGCCAAAUAACUACGAUGCCUCAAUUUAUUAAAGAAAAGCUUCAGCCUGUGGUAAAUAGCGAGGAACAAUUGAUAUAUGCUUGUCAUUUAAUUGGACCUACUUUGGCAAGAUUUAAUGCUGAAAGACCACGCUGUGUAGUAGAUCUUGCAGUUAAUUUAUAUGAAAUGCUGGAACAAGUGGAUCGUACUCAAGCUCAUUUAAAAUAUAUGGAUCCAGUUUGUGACUUGUUAUAUCACAUAAAAUAUAUGUUCGUUGGAGACAUGAUGAAAAAUGAAGUAGAAUGUAUCAUUCGUAGAUUAAGACCUGCUUUACAAAUGAGAUUGAGAUUUAUCACUCAUUUAAAUAUAGAAGAAAUUCACUCUACAUAGGAUUAAUUCUAUAAAUAUAUUUGAUACUAUUAAAUAUAUUUUCAAUUAUUGUCAUACUUUUGGACAUUUUUAUUCUUAUUACGCAUGUAUAUAUAUGCAAUGUAUACUACAAACUCCACAAAACGAGUGGAAUAUCAUAAAACAGAUGAUAAAUGGGCACGCAGCAACUUUGGUAGUACCAAAGAAUACAGAAGUACGUAGAAGCUCACGUUCUCAUUUUUAUCAAACCAAAUUCAUUUUAGUUACUACCGGGACCACCAAUGGGCGAUAGUAUGUACUUAACGCGAUGACGGUGUAAUACUAUCAAAGAAUACAGUAUUCUCUGAUGUAAAAUGAAAUUAUAUUUAAUUUUUAAUGUAUAAACAUGUGUGUGUGCCUUCAGAAAUGCAUUUAUAAAUAUAUUUUAAAAGGCAGCCACUUAAGCUGCACAAGUUGAAGAAAAUUAAAAAGAUUUGUUGUUUAAUCCAACAAUGAUCACUUGUAACAAGAAGAAAACUAUAUUAAUCAUACAAUCAAGUGAUACGAUAGCCUAAUAUAUAAGUGGUCCAAUUCACAGGUGCACUUUUCAUUUAAAUUCCCUAUUUAUUUUUACCCAAUCUCUAUUUACCGUUUAUAAAAUAAAAUUAAAUUUAA